AUUCGGAUCCUUUCCUAUAUAAUAUCUUCUGUUCACCAGUUCUCUGAUGCCAUUUUCUGUUCGCCCAUCUCAACAUUCACGACACGAGUCCCACAACGUCCAUGGCUCUUACCGCACCCUGCACCGUGACAUCUUCAGACUCCGAGCCCGCAGAAUUCAUUAUACCUGACUUUUUCAGUGAUUGCGGCUACCCCAUGCGACUAAAUCCUCACUGUUAUCCGGUCUCUCAUGCUUCUGCACAAUGGCUUUGUGACGAAGCACAUCUAGUAGAGCCAGAAAUUACUAAAUACACCAGCGUGCGCGCAGGUUACUUCGCUGCAGCUUUAUACCCUAAUGCGAAUGCUUUCCAUCUGAAAGUCUGCGCAGACGUCCUGAACUGGUCGUUCAAAUUAGACGACUGGCUCGAGAUCGAUAGGUUCGAUGUCAACGACGCAUGGAGAGUACGUGAUUGUUGUAUGUCUGCGCUCCGCGAUCCCAUCAACUUCCAAACGGAAAGAUAUAGUGCAAAGAUGUGCAAAUCAUUCUUCAGCCGCUUUAAGGAGACUGGCGGCCCUGGCUGCACCGAGCGCUUUAUCCACACAGUAGACUUGUGGUUCAUCUCUGCUGCUAAGGAGGUAGAUAACCGCGCCAAAGGACAUAUCAACGAUGUUAAAUCUUACCUGAAAUUGAGGCGCGGCGUGAGCGGCUGCAAGCCUUUAUUUACCCUCAUCGAAUUCGUAAAUGGGAUUGAUCUCCCUGACGAAGUUGUCUCGCAUCCGGUGAUCAUGGCUCUGGAGGAAGCUGUCAAUGAUUUUGUUUCUUGGUCCAAUGACAUUUUCUCCUAUAACAUAGAGCAGUCUCACCAUGGCACGCGUAAUUUGGUUGCGGUGCUUAUGAUCGAACAAGGUCUAGACCUGCAAGGUGCGGUUGACUACUGCGGCCGGCUAUGUAAAAUUUCCCUUCAGCACUUUGAAGAAAACCUCGCUAUCCUCCCCUCGUGGGGAGAAGAGGUUGACAAGCAGGUGGCUAUCUACGUUCGAGGACUGCAGAACUGGAUUUCCGGUUCGUUGCACUGGUCCUUCGAGUCUGCCCGCUACUUCGGGAAGGAUGCACAUAUUGUCAAACGGGAGAGAACCGUCAAGCUACUUCCCAAGCGGCCUCUGUAAAGCCUAUAGCUAUGGCUCUGCUCUAUAAGGCUACAUCAUUAUCUAUGUCUUACCAUGAAGCUGAAUAUUGAUUACACAUAACGUCUCACCUUCACUCUCCGCUUGCCAUCUUCUAGCGAC
Molecule: messenger RNA, 1265 nt
Organism: Suillus clintonianus
Lineage: Eukaryota; Fungi; Basidiomycota; Agaricomycetes; Boletales; Suillaceae
Product: isoprenoid synthase domain-containing protein
Exons: 4
Coding region: 102-1145 (347 amino acids)
Source: RefSeq, a predicted model, not a curated record